AAGGAAAUUGCCAUAACAUUCGUUGUUGGUUCUCUGUGUGUUUUUAAUAUAGCAACGGCGGGCAGCAAGCUAUUGAAUAGAUUUUAAAAGAAGAAACUUUUUAUACUAGGCAAAAGAUACUCUAUCUAUAGAAUUGUGUAUUGUGUAUAUCUCGAAUACGAGCGCCAUCCAUAAGCUACUAAGGCAAGCAAGUAAAGCAAGGUUAUUACAAUAGCAGAGAAGAACAUUACCCACUGCGACCAAGUAGUACUACGUACCAUGGAGCAUUUUCAUCAGAUUCAGCAAACUCUCCAACAUUAUCAGCAGCAAUUAGCUGCACAGCAGCAACAGCAAGCUGUGCAGCAGCAACAAUUACAGCAACAACAACAUCAAGUUGUCGUUCAACAGAAUCAACAACAGGCACAUCAAAAUAAUGCUAAUACCACGUCUGGUGUUGGAACUCAGCAACUUUUUACAUAUAAAAUGGCAGGUGGGAGUUUUCCAAAUCCUGCCACAACAAUGGCACAAGUAGUUGCUACAUCAAAUGCGGCAGGAACCACCGGCUAUGAUUAUCGUAUUAAUAUGGCACAAGCGGCAGCAGCUGCAGCCGUACCUGGAUCACAAUGGUGGUAUUCAGCUGCCAAUCAGGGUCAAAUUGAUGCUAAUACAGCUGCGCAAUUGCAACAGCAGCAGCAGCAACAACAACAGCAGCAGCAGCAACAACAGCAGCAGCAACAACAACAGCAGCAACAGCAACAACAACAGCAGCAGCAACAACAGCAACAGCAGCAUCAACAACAGCAACAACAAAUACAGCAACAGCAACAACAGAAUGCAGUUAACGCAACAGCGAAGCAGAGUACGAUGAUUCGUGGUGCAAAAGCCGAUGCUAAGCCCAGGGGCCGCAUGACAGCGUAUGCCUAUUUUGUACAAACAUGCCGAGAAGAGCAUAAGAAAAAGCAUCCUGAUGAGACCGUUAUCUUUGCAGAGUUCUCAAGAAAGUGCGCUGAACGAUGGAAGACAAUGGUUGAUAAGGAAAAGAAACGUUUCCACGAGAUGGCAGAAAAGGACAAACAAAGAUAUGAAUUAGAAAUGCAAAAUUAUGUACCACCUAAAGGCACCGUAGUUGGACGUGGCAAGAAGAGGAAACAAAUUAAAGAUCCUAAUGCACCAAAACGUUCAUUGUCCGCAUUCUUUUGGUUUUGUAAUGAUGAACGCAAUAAAGUUAAAGCUUUAAAUCCAGAAUAUGGUGUCGGUGAUAUUGCUAAAGAACUAGGACGCAAGUGGUCUGAUGUUGAUCCCGAAGUGAAACAGAAAUAUGAAUUAAUGGCAGAGAAGGACAAAGCCCGUUAUGAAAGAGAAAUGACCGAAUAUAAGACCAGCGGGAAAAUUCCAAUGUCUGCACCUUCCAUGCAAGCUCAAGUGCAGAAGAAUGCGUUACUGGCAGCUGCAGCGCAACAACAACAGCAACAGCAGCAGCAACAACAGCAUCAUGAAGAACAUGAUGAUGAUGAUGGCGACGGGGACGAUGAUGAGAAUCAGUAGAUUUAAGUCCACAUUUUCCAGAAUUAAUAGAGAGUGUGCGUGCGAGAGUGCAUAAUUUUUAAUCAUAUAUUGUGAAAAAUACUUUAUACAAAAAUAAUCAAAUAAGUUACAUAUAUAUUUAUGUAAACAUAGUUAUAAAAUUUGCUAAAAGUUCAGUUAUAACGACGACAGAUGAAACAGGAUAAAACUCAAUAAUUUUACAUAUGUAAUUCAUCAUAAAUCACACAUGAAAUUACACAUGCACAUAUAUGACACAUAUUUUCUUUAUAAUUUUGUAAUAUAUUGUUUGAAUUAGGAUUUU
Messenger RNA from Teleopsis dalmanni, 1825 nucleotides. RefSeq names its product high mobility group protein DSP1 (gene Dsp1). The coding region runs from base 259 to 1524 and encodes 421 amino acids. Gene Ontology annotation, molecular function: DNA binding, bending. Gene Ontology annotation, biological process: regulation of transcription by RNA polymerase II. The transcript has 6 exons. The record is from RefSeq and is a predicted model, not a curated record. Lineage: Eukaryota; Metazoa; Arthropoda; Insecta; Diptera; Diopsidae. Gene Ontology annotation, cellular component: nucleus.